ACAACGAUAUCUUUUAGCGAGAUCCUAAUACUUACCUUCGAGGCCAUAAUUGUCAUGCUAGGAGUUAUGGGAAACAUUUUAGUGAUCAUAGUCAUGAGUCAUCUUGGAAAGAAGAAACAGCCAGUGGAUGUGUAUGUGCAAAAUUUAGCCAUAGCAGACCUUGGUACCUUGUUGAUAACUUGUCCACUGGUGAUUAUCAGAAAGGAAAUCAGCUGGCCCUUCGGCAGGUUUGCUUGCCUCUACUUUUACCCUUUGGCGGAAAUUUUCUAUGGUGCAUCUGUGUGGUGCAUCGUGGUCAUCGCAGUUGAGCGCUAUCAAAGAAUGGUUUCCAUGAAAAUACUUUACCGCAAUCGGGGAAACAAAACCUUGCUAAAGAGAGCAGAAAUUAUUGCUGCAGGCGUGUGGGUGAUAUCAUUUUUAAUAUUUUGCCUUCCGCUUUACUUUGUGGUUGAUUACUUUCACCUUUCAAAUGGAGGUACCUGCGAUCCUGUCAAGUGGUCAAAUUUCUUAGCGACAGUAUAUAUCGUAAGUUUAACUCUGCUUACAUACAUCCUGCCCCUUGCUGUAAUAUCACUCACUUACCUCUCUAUAUCACGUGUGUUAAGGCAGAGCAAUGAUUUUAUCAGAGCUAUGAAACAACAAGUCCACGAAGCUAUGUCAGAGGCCGAAAAAAGGGUUUUUCUGACCUACGUAAAAAGCGCACGCCUAAGGCAAAACGCCCAAGCCAAGAAAAUUCUGAGCCCUAUUGUUGUAAUAUUCACGAUGACAAUGCUUCCUUUAAACGUGUCUCGUCUGACCAUGGUGUUUUGGCCAGCAUUCUUCGAGAAAGAAUACUUUGCACAUUUACUUCAUGCGGUGAUAGUUUCUACGAUAAUCAACUCGGCGGCAAAUCCUGUAAUUUAUUCUAUAGUAAGCAGAGACUUUCGCAAGGGGAUAAAUAAGUUGUUCCACCAUAAU
Porites lobata is the source of this 957-nucleotide messenger RNA. The record is from the annotation of a GenBank genome assembly. NCBI's taxonomy places the organism in Eukaryota, Metazoa, Cnidaria, Anthozoa, Scleractinia, Poritidae.